Messenger RNA from Etheostoma spectabile (orangethroat darter), 874 nucleotides. Its product is annotated as apoptosis regulator BAX. The coding region runs from base 175 to 753 and encodes 192 amino acids. Gene Ontology annotation, biological process: extrinsic apoptotic signaling pathway in absence of ligand; intrinsic apoptotic signaling pathway in response to DNA damage; mitochondrial fusion. The transcript has 6 exons. NCBI's taxonomy places the organism in Eukaryota, Metazoa, Chordata, Actinopteri, Perciformes, Percidae. Gene Ontology annotation, cellular component: mitochondrial outer membrane. Gene Ontology annotation, molecular function: channel activity; BH domain binding. The record is from RefSeq and is a predicted model, not a curated record.
AGAAGUAUAUGAGCGCAUGACUCUCGUAUCAGAGCCCGUGGGAUUGGUUAUGUUUAGGAUAAGAAUAUCAGGGCGAGCCAAUCAGGGUUGAGUCUUUCCCUACAAUCCUGCAAAAAAACUCGCAGCCCGUCUACGUUCUUCGCUUGUACGGAAGCGCUGUUAGACAACAACAAGAUGGCAUCACACCCGGGAGGAGGCGACCAAGGCAAUACUAAAGACCAGUUACGGGAAGUAGGAGUCAUUUUGUUAACAGAUUUCAUCUUCAAGCGGGUUCAGCGUCAUGGAGACAGCAAUACUGAACUGACCAGGGCCCAGCUGGGUGGAGGAGAGCUGUGCGACCCAAAGCAUAAGGAGCUCGCCCAGUGCCUGCAGCAGAUUGGAGAUGAGUUGGAUGGAAAUGUAGAGCUCCAAAGGAUGAUAAACAGCUCAUCACUUAGGCCCACAAAAGACACGUUUUUGCAAGUUGCCCUUGAGAUCUUUUCAGAUGGAAAAUUCAACUGGGGCAGGGUGGUUGCACUGUUCUACUUUGCAUGUCAACUCGUCAUCAAAGCUCUUGUGACCAAAAUUCCUGAUAUCAUUAGAACAAUAAUCAACUGGACCAUGGAAUACCUCCAAGAAAAUGUGAUCAACUGGAUCAGGGAGCAAGGUGGCUGGGAGGGCAUUCGAUCCCACUUUGGCACACCCACAUGGCAGACGGUGGGAGUUUUCUUGGCCGGUGUACUCACCACUGUUCUUGUCAUUCGCAAGAUGUGAGGGGUUUGUGAAGAGAUAAUGAAGAAGAAGUACGCCUGUGGGAAAUGGGGACUAGAACGUGAAAGAGAACAGAAGUUAUGGCAGAGUGAACAAGUUGAACAGGAAUGAGCUUGUAUUUGGA